GGACAUGGUGUCUGUGCUGUCUGGGUCAAAGGGUAUCAGAGGGAAACGGAGGGGUGUGGUGCAGAGGGGACAGGAAUAGAUUUAGCCAAGAGCCCUGUAAGUCUAGGAGCCCUGAGCCUCAGCUCAGACCCUCAGUCCUCUGGAGUCUGCUCGAAUACCAGCCAUGCUCGCCGCCGCGGGCUCCCUGGUGGCCGCCAUCUGGGCAGCGCUCCAUGUCCGGACUGUGCUGCUGGCUGCUGUCGUCUUCUUGUUUCUGUCUGACUACUUCAGAAGCCGGCGCCCCAAGAACUUCCCUCCAGGGCCGCGAUGCCUGCCCUUCGUGGGCAACAUAUUCCAGAUGAACUUUAAGCAGCCCCACCUGGCGGUCCAACAGCUUGUGAAGAAGUAUGGGAAUGUUAUCAGUCUGGAUUUUGGAAUCAUGUCUUCAGUGAUUAUAAGUAGCCUGCCCUUAAUCAAAGAAGCCUUUACUAACCUGGAUGAAAACUUUAUGAGUCGCCCUAUAUUUCCUUUACAAAAACAUAUCUUUAAUGAAAAUGGGUUGAUCUUCUCCAGAGGCCAGACAUGGAAGGAACAAAGAAGGUUUGCCCUGAUGACACUGAGGAACUUUGGACUGGGAAAGAAGAGCUUAGAACAGCGCAUGCAGGAGGAGUCCCGACACCUUGUGGAGGCCAUAGAAGAGGAGGGAGGACAACCUUUUGACCCUCACUUCAAGAUCAACAAUGCUGUUUCCAAUAUCAUUUGUUCCAUCACUUUUGGUGAACGCUUUGAGUACCAUGACCGUCAGUUUCAGAAGCUGCUGAGGUUACUGGAUGAGGCCAUGUGUUUGGGUACCUCACUGAUGGUCCAUUUCUAUAACAUCUUCCCACGGAUAAUGAAACAUCUUCCUGGACGACACCAAAGAAUAAUAGCUACCUGGGGAAAACUGAAAUCACAUAUUUCUGAUAUAGUUGACAAUCACCGAAAAGACUGGAACCCAGAUGAGCCGAGAGACUUCAUUGAUGCUUUCCUCAAGGAAAUGACAAAGUACCCAGACAAGACUACUACAAGUUUCAAUGAAGAAAGCCUCAUCUGCAGCACCCUGGACCUAUUCCUUGCUGGAACAGAGACAACAUCCACAACCCUGCGCUGGGCUCUGCUCUACAUGGCCCUCAACCCAGAAGUCCAAGAAAAAGUACAGGCUGAAAUUGACAGAGUGAUUGGCCAGGAGAAGCAGCCCAGCCUGGCUGACCGGGACUCCAUGCCCUACACCAAUGCUGUUGUCCAUGAGGUGCUGAGAAUGGGAAAUAUCAUCCCUCUAAAUGUUCCCAGGGAAGUGACAGUUGACACUACAUUGGCUGGAUUCCACCUGCCAAAGGGUACCUUAGUCCAAACCAACUUGACUGCACUGCACAUGGACCCCAAAGAAUGGGCCACCCCAGACAUCUUCAAUCCAGAGCACUUUUUGGAGAAUGGACAGUUUAAGAAGAGAGAAUCUUUCCUGCCUUUCUCAAUGGGAAAGCGAGCUUGCCCCGGAGAACAACUGGCCAGGUCUGAGCUCUUUAUUUUCUUCACUGCUCUUGUGCAAAAGUUUACCUUCAAGCCUCCAGUCAAUGAGCAGCUGAGCCUGAAGUUCAGAGUGGGUAUCACCAUUUCCCCAGUCAGCUACUGCCUCUGUGCUGUCCCCAGACUGUGAUGCCAGACAAAGAAAAAAGAAAGAGGAGCAGGAAGAACUGAGGAAUGUGCUGAGCCACUGGGGCCACUCAUAUGUAAAGAGAGAGAAGGAAGGUGAUUGGGAAAAGAUGGGAGGAAUUAGAAUAAAGUUAUUGGAUCCAUAUGCUAGACUGCUGUGAUCUCCAAAUUGAUGGUAGGUAAAUCACUUACAAAUCUUUUCAUCUAAAAGUGUAACAAGAAUGAUGGUUCCUCCUGUAAAGAAAGUGCCAUAUGGCAGGAAAGGAAGUCAUAUUAGUAACAGCAUCUCAAAAAGUGAAUCUUCCUUCAAUACUCUGCUACAAAGAGACAUGUGGGUGUGCUACAGUGAACAAUGAAAAUCAGACAGGACUUUGAGUGAUUUAAGCAGAGAAAAAGAAGGACACAAAAUACCCUGAGUCUUAAGGAGGUCUGGCUAGAAAAAGCUGGCCUGCAUGUAUUGGAGCUGGUGUGGAGGAGAGAUGUUCAAGAUAUAUAUGAGGCAAUAUCUGGCUUAAUAACUAAGUGGCAAAGGUGGCUUCCUGGGAUAGGAAGCAGCUUAGUCAGAACAGAAAGGAACAGAAUGUCCAGUCUUUGUCCCCUUGUCCAACCCCAAGCCUGCUGAUCCCACUACUGUGCUAAGUAUCAAUGGAAAAAUUGGAAAAAUAUUAGGAACUAGGGCUUGAGGACAGCAAAUGGCUCAUGUGACUUCAUAAAGCCAUUUAAACCUA
Molecule: messenger RNA, 2396 nt
Organism: Peromyscus maniculatus bairdii (prairie deer mouse)
Lineage: Eukaryota; Metazoa; Chordata; Mammalia; Rodentia; Cricetidae
Product: cytochrome P450 2J3-like
Biological process (GO): xenobiotic metabolic process
Cellular component (GO): cytoplasm; intracellular membrane-bounded organelle
Molecular function (GO): oxidoreductase activity, acting on paired donors, with incorporation or reduction of molecular oxygen, reduced flavin or flavoprotein as one donor, and incorporation of one atom of oxygen; iron ion binding; heme binding
Source: RefSeq, a predicted model, not a curated record